AAAAUGAGAAGAUAAGGUUGAUUGAUGAACGUGAGAGCUUGAAGAACAAGAUGAUGAGGAGCAAGGAAGGUGUUCAUAAAACUUUGAUCAGGACUGAAAAUUGGGGAUUGAUGUUGAUUUGUGUGAUUUUGUCUAUUAUUUGUAGUUUGAUUAUGGUGAAGUUAUGUGUUUCGUGAGGAGAGAAACAAUUUGGGGGAAAAUUCUGAGCAUAUAAUGUGAAUUGGAGGGAAAAGGUGAAAAAAAAAGAGGGAGGAUGAUUUUUUUAAGCCAUGUGAUAGUCACGUGACUGGUCAACACCGGAGUAAAAAAGUCAAACACCGGAAUCCGGCGGCGUCAAGGUCCCUCUAGACAACACAACAAAUUUAUAAGGUCCUUUUAGACCACUUUGAACAUAUAAGAUCCUUCCAGACAAAAGAGUGAAGAUAUAAGUCUCUUCCAGACAAAUUUUCCUAUUAUUUAAAUUAAUAGGUUGCAAAAAAAGAAGUGUAAUAACACACACUUCCUCCGUUUCUAUUUAGUUGACGCGUUUGAUUUAGACACAUAUAUUAGAGAGAUGAGAGAUAGGCUAAGUAAUUCUGGAAUAGAUAAAGUGAUAAACCGAAAACCACCUCCAAAGUUCAAACGUAAGAUGUUACACAAAAAAGAAAAAAAAAAAAAAAAGAAAUCUUAAGGUAAGACUUAUUUGAAAAGCUACUCCAAAUUUUGGGUUUGACUUAGUAUUUAUUGAACAUUGCAAUUUUAUAAUUGUUCUCUCUCAUACGUACAAUAUUCGUUCCAUGUGAGGUGGUUACAAAUCGCUUGAAAUUAGAGAGAAACACACCUACUCCAUGCGUAUAUGAGGAAGCAUUGUUUCUACGUUUAUAUCAUCAAAUACAGCAACAUUCUCUAUCACAAACCCCCUUCAUUAUUCUUAGCUUCUUUUUUCUCUGGUUUUGAACUUAAAAAGAAAAAAAAUGAGCAAAUCAGCCUUAGCCAUUUCUACUGUUUUUCUAGGAUUAUGUAUCCUAAACAUUAAUGUUGAUGCAUUUGUGGCUUCUGGAUGGCAGAAGGCUCAUGCCACUUUCUACGGUGGUAGUGACGCUUCUGGAACUAUGGCCGGAGCAUGUGGGUAUGGGAACUUGUACUCCACUGGCUAUGGGACUAGCACCGCGGCUCUAAGUACUGCAUUGUUCAACAAUGGUGCCGCAUGUGGGCAAUGCUACAGGAUCAUGUGUGACUAUAACACGGAUCCCACGUGGUGCAGGAAAGGAGCCUCGGUCACUAUUACUGCAACUAAUUUCUGCCCUCCAAAUUAUGCACUGCCUAACAAUGCUGGAGGUUGGUGUAAUCCUCCUCGCCAACACUUUGACAUGGCCCAACCUAUUUGGGAGAAGAUUGGCAUUUACAGAGGUGGAAUCAUUCCUGUCAUUUUCCAAAGGGUUCCUUGCAUUAAGCAAGGAGGAGUGAGAUUCACUAUCAAUGGAAGGGACUACUUUGAGCUUGUAUUGAUAAGCAAUGUAGGUGGAGCGGGAUCAAUCCAAUCUGUUUUGAUCAAGGGAUCGAAAACCAACUGGAUGGCGAUGUCUAGAAAUUGGGGGGCUAAUUGGCAGUCUUUAGCUUACCUUAAUGGACAAUCUCUGUCCUUUAGAGUUACUACUACUGAUGGCCAAACUCAAACAUUUAACAACGUUAUUCCUGCUAAUUGGAGAUUUGGACAGACAUUUACGAGUAGUAUACAGUUCAAGUAACAAUAUGGAGCGCGUUUGCAUUAUAAUGUUACCGUUUGGGUUUAAGCCAGGACUAAGGUUCGUUGGCAGAGGUGUGCUCAAUGCUUGUUUUUUCCCAUUGUAGCAACCCGCCAACUCUUAUUAUUUGGCUAAAUCAAGAGAGUAACUAGGAAUUAUGUAGUUACUUUCACAUAUAUUACGUAUAUGUUUUACAACAUAGUUUGGUUUUGUUUUGUGUAGUUGUUGGGCAAAGAAUUUAUUUGUAUUUGAAUUCAAGAUCUCGUCUAU
Chenopodium quinoa (quinoa) is the source of this 1994-nucleotide messenger RNA. Its product is annotated as expansin-A11-like. Gene Ontology annotation, cellular component: extracellular region. Lineage: Eukaryota; Viridiplantae; Streptophyta; Magnoliopsida; Caryophyllales; Amaranthaceae. The record is from RefSeq and is a predicted model, not a curated record. The transcript is spliced from 3 exons. Gene Ontology annotation, biological process: plant-type cell wall organization. Bases 954 to 1727 code for a protein of 257 amino acids.